Molecule: messenger RNA, 1194 nt
Organism: Aspergillus mulundensis
Lineage: Eukaryota; Fungi; Ascomycota; Eurotiomycetes; Eurotiales; Aspergillaceae
Product: GPI-anchor transamidase
Exons: 1
Coding region: 1-1194 (397 amino acids)
Biological process (GO): attachment of GPI anchor to protein; proteolysis; protein localization to cell surface
Cellular component (GO): GPI-anchor transamidase complex
Molecular function (GO): GPI-anchor transamidase activity
Source: RefSeq, a predicted model, not a curated record
AUGUCUCCGUACUUUGGGCUCCAAGCCCUCCCUUUCCUUCUGUUCCUCCUUUUCGCGGCCCUGGUCGCGUCAGAACACACAUCCAACUGGGCUGUCCUCGUCGCAACCUCCCGUUUCUGGUUCAACUAUCGCCAUCUCGCAAAUGUCCUGUCACUUUACCGAACGGUGAAGCGCCUCGGGAUUCCCGACUCCCAGAUCAUUCUCAUGCUUCCCGAUGACAUGGCCUGCAACCCACGCAACGCCUUCCCCGGGACCGUUUACAGUAAUGCGGAUCGCGCGGUUGAUCUAUACGGCGAUAAUAUUGAAGUAGAUUACCGGGGAUACGAGGUUACGGUGGAAAAUUUCAUCCGUUUGUUGACCGACCGACUGGACGAGGAUGUUCCCCGCAGCAAACGUUUGGGGUCCGACGCCGGGAGCAACGUGCUCGUUUAUAUGACGGGACAUGGAGGCGACCAGUUCCUCAAAUUCCAGGAUGCUGAGGAGAUUGGCGCGUGGGAUCUGGCGGAUGCAUUCGGUCAAAUGUGGGAGAAGAAGCGCUACCAUGAGCUGCUGUUCAUGAUCGACACAUGUCAGGCGAACACUAUGUACACUCAUUUCUACUCGCCCAACAUCAUCGCGACUGGGUCCAGCGAGCUCGACCAGUCGUCUUACUCUCACCAUGCGGAUAACGAUGUGGGUGUAGCGGUGAUUGACCGCUGGACAUAUUAUGUGCUUGAGUUCCUUGAAAACCGGGUAACAAGCCUGGAUUCGAAGCAAACGCUGGGGGACUUGUUCGAUUCGUAUGAUGAAACGAAGAUCCACUCGAACCCCGGCGUACGAUGGGAUCUCUUCCCUGGAGGCGAGCAGGAAGGCCGCCUUCGAACAGUGGUUGACUUCUUCGGAAACGUCCAGAGCGUCGAAGUUGAGAGGGCCGAUGCUGAUGAGCCAGGUUCCUUGAAGGAGGACCUUAUCGAGAUUGCGCAGCUUGUCGAAAAAUGGCGGGCAUUUUCCCAGGACUACGCUGCCGCCAACAGCACAUCCCAUCAUGAGGUGGCAAGAGACUCACCUGCGUAUGAAGUCAAGAGGAGGAAUGUCGGUCCUGCAAAGUUGAGUGAGGAGACUCCUUGGGAGAAGCGCUUAAUCGGGCUGUCAAUCCUGGGAGCGUGUGCUGCCAUCUGGUUCACUGGAUCUACCUUAGGCGGGACCGUGGCCUGA